GCCACGCGACGGGCCUCCUUUGAUAGAGGAGGACAUCUGUCAGUGCCAUUUAUGAUUCGCAAGUCAACCGCGCUCAGCCUACGAACUACAGACGCCAAACAAUCAUCCGUCAUUUAAUACGCCACCAGCUCGCCGAUCGACGAGCCAAGAGUGCUCCUCUGCAACUAGCUCUUGCACCACGAACAUCUUGAAUUUCCUCUCCGGCCUGGCCCAGGCCUGUUCGCUCGUUGGGCGUGUCACUGCCAGCCCGUUUACAGAGCGGAAUACCACACUCGCACUCUGGACGUACAAACGGGGUACGGAUACCCCAAUCAAUGAGGUACGGGCAAUUGACCCUCGUUGUUUUGGUCCACCAACUGCCGCCUCAGGUCUCGAACCCUUCUGCGAUCCUGCGCUGGGAACUUUCCCCUCGAAGGCUCGAACCCUGGGUCGCUCAUCUCCCGCAGCCUGUCAUCUUAUCUUGCUGGCCUAGUCAACGCAGAUCGGCGAAAGGAAACCACUCGGGAAGCGCGACGAAUUCACCACCACCAUCUUCCACCUUUCACAUUCACUGAUCUUUUCCGCCAGCUGCUCUCUCCUCCUUGUCUCGAACCUGCGGCUUGCCACUGAUGUUGCUGCACCUCAGCGAGAGACAGGACAGGCACUAGAGAGCACCCGCUGCAUGUCUCACAAAACCAUCUGCCCGCCCUGAUUGGCCGACUUUCUUGAUCAUUUCCAAACAUCCUGCGGAACGACCGCUUUUGCGCCCAGGACCAUCAACAGUCAACGACAACCCCUUAAGCUCGGAGCCUGUCGCGAACCCCCCGUACUUCAGCAGGAAACACUUUGCAAGAGGGGGGGAAGAAGGGUAAGGAGUCAGAUCCACGGACCACGGCAACUGUUUGUGCUUGAACACCAUUGUUUCCUUCAAUCGACGGCAGACCGGCAGUCCGAAUUCCUCAUUCCGGUCAUCUACCCGAACACGGCAGUCUGUUUGCUUGGGCUGCGCAUGCAUACAACGAAAGGCGCCUCCAGUCCCGCAAACAGUCAUAUAAUCGCUGUCACGCUUUCCCCGUUCAGCGCCUAGCAGAGCCACGACAUAAUCUCGCAUAUACUGUCAAGGCCCAGACGAACUGGACACGAACAACUUUCCCGCACCUUUGUGUCCGUCAGCCCCGCCAGAUUUCCCGCGACCUGUUGGCAGUGCAGUCGGCUUCAUCCGAUUCUACUGCAAACCGGACAACAGCGCCUGACCCUGGAGACCAACUUUUAUUCCAUCCGAACCCACAACCGGACGGGCCACGGGCUGAACUGAAGCUGAGCGGACGGUUCCUUGCCCGAAACUUUGAUCAAAUGCCUUCGUCCCAUAUGUUGCUUAUUUGAAGAGUAAUCGACCAUUCAGGUUCCUGCGCCACGGAGGGGGUUACGGUUAUUUGCAGCCAAACAGCCCCAUUAAGGACCGACUCGCAUUGCGUCUGACGACUCCACGGCCACUGUAACAACAAUCAACGCCUGCAGCCAAGGUAUACAUCGGCACAGGAAGCUACACGGCCAGUGCCUGGAUCGUUUGCCAACAAAAAACUAAAAACUGAAAACUUGGCCAUCAAGAACCAUGGCGACGCAGACGGUACACGCCCACGCGGGCCACGCCCAUUCAAGCUCCACCUCCUCAUAUCCCCCGCGACCUGCGUCUCCAACAUUGACGAAUCCCGACAUGAUUCUCCCCGACUACGAUCGCUCACCUUCUCCCGACCGAUCCCAUUCUCCGCUGACCAUGUGGAAAAAUGCACAUACUGUCGACAUGAAUAUGCAGUUCCAGUUUCCGCCGAGCGCAUACGUCGCUGGCCCUAUCACCCCUACCACACCAAUCAUCUAUGGCAACGGAACCAUGCUGUCCGACAUUGGUGAAGUCACCGAGGCCGAGAGCACACCUGGUAGAGCCUCGCGCCCGACUUCCAUUAUUUGGUCCCGACCCAACAACAGAGGCGCCGACGAACCACGAUAUCCGUCGCCCACAAAAGCGCUUGAAAGCCUAAAGCAACGAGCAGCGCGGGCGACGCGCGAACGUCGAUCCUCCAAUGACUCUACAAGCACAAUCACCACCACGCAAGACCAAAACGCCUUGUUCGCCGAGUUUGACGAUACCGUUAGCGUCGACGACAGCAACUUCCAAGGCGACGACGAGGAAAGUGUGGCGGAAUCAUACGCAGAAUCCGUGUCUGUUCAUCAAGCGCAGGCCAUCUCGCAACCCAUCAGGGUAUCAUCCCUCGAUGAUCCUAACAGAUACUCAACUGCUCUUAUAAGCCGCAGAGCUGAGCAAAUCCUAGCAAAUGCCAAGCGGAGGCUGACCACCAUGGAAGGCAACCUAUCAAGGGCGCGGAGUUCCUUAAGCAUCUCGACCCCCUCAAUGUCUUCUUUCGAGGGCAACCACUCGACCCCUUCUCCCCCGAUAAGGUCGGCCUCUUCCGCAACCUCUCCGACGUCUGGUCAUGGACAUGCUAGGAUGUUGAGUGACACAUCAAUUAAUUUUGAUGCAAACGCUGCGGGCAAUGUUCCCAGGCGGUCCGCUAGUGCGAUGGGGGCAGCCGGGGGAUACCGACAACCCCUAUCUGUGCGGAAAGUGUCGCACGACGCCGCCCUCGACCGCCUCGACUCCGGAGGGGAGGGGCAGCCGCGUUACAAGGCCGCUCAAGAAAUCGGCCUGGAGCCCCUGGGGGAGGACGAAGUGGCACAAGAAUUCCACUCGGGCAGUGACAGCACCCGACAGGAGAGUCUCUUGAGCCCAACAUUCAGCUCUUCGAGUCGUGAUAGGCCACUGACACGCUCGGCGUCGGUGGCGCAAAUGCGCGAUAUUAGGGGCCAGGUGCAAGAUCUGAAAGGGAAGAUCUCAUCUUUGAGGGAGCAAGCGCGUGCCGACAGCAUGCGACGACGCAGCAUGCAGAGUCUGCGAAAUCCCAGUCCUUUUACUCACGCUCAGGUUGACCAGUGGUAUGCAGAGCCUCAGAAGCAGCAAUCGCCGGAGGCAUUGACAGUUACUUCGGACAAGAAUCCAUGGAAUGCGGACGCGGUGAGCGUUGAUGGUUUAGUCCAAGAGCGUGAAGAUGUAGACGGCGCAAGGGAGCACUCAGUUGUGGAUGAUGAGUCAAUUGUCGAGGAUUACGACGCUGCGCAAGAGGCCAUUCGGCAGGAAGAAAGGCAAAAGGCCCUAGAUGCAAUGGAGGCAAAUCAAGAGUUGGAUGAUGUGGCUGUUCAAGACGACGACAUAUCUGACAUGCAUACCGAGGACGGUUUCGAAGAUAGCGUGCAAGUCCAGGAGGGGGAGGGGUACGAGAGCGAGAGUGGAGAUUCACUCUAUCACGAUACCGUCCAGACUUUCAUGUCUCAUGAAGACCGCGAAGACGCGUUCGACUACGAGCAUUUCUUCCUUCACAGCGCAAUGGGCUCUCUGAGUCAACAGCGUCGUGGCAGUGUUACUUCCGAGAGUUCUGUCGAAACGACCCGUGGGCCCAUCACCAACGAGACAAUUCGGCCGAUAUCGAUCAACAGAAGGGGCAGCGGUGACACGACCUCGACCAUUGAGUCGUUCGCCACGGCAUACGAGGGUCGAUCCAGUCGAGUUAGCACCAGCGAUACUGGCGAGGAGCUGAGGCACGGCAUUCUCACGCCGCCCAGCAUCAGUCCCAUCAGUGAACAUACCGAGAGCCCUUCAACCGCCAAGAGAUCUACUAUUGGCAGUAGCAUGGGCGGCGAGGAUGUUCUGGACGAACUACGAAGCCGUGCACGUGCCGGGUCGACGGCCUAUCGCCGGCCGAUGAGUACUCAGGCAACCAUGGGGCACCGCCAUGCGACUGCAUCCUUCGACUCAACAGGCACCAACCGAAGUUUUCCGCUGGUGGGCAAGGCGCGUGUCAGCGUUGGUGUUCCGACGCCUCAGGGCUCUCCCGAGCUGGAACUCAAGACCAUCUCGGAUGCCUUGAUGAGCGAGACUGCGAGCAUUUGCGAUAAGGAGAGCAUGCACACGCCGAACCAGCUUGCUCCGAUGGAGCAGCUGGCCAAAGAAGACCAGAUCCUGGUCGAGCGCUUCGUGGCCAGCUUGGGACGUUGCGUGCUCGCGAUGAGCGAAGCCGGCAAGGCCUCUGCAGAGAGCCGAAUGUAUAGGAGGCGCAUCGACAUGGCGCGCAGGGUUUUGGAGGGCAUUGGCGAAACUUGACAGGAGUCGUGUUCCCCCUUGUUUUUCGAUCUUGAUUUAGACUAAGUGCUUGGAGGGUUUUCUGCUACCAAACAGCAGCAAGGGUCUGCCAUCCUCACGACCGCGACAGGCCCAGGACAUUGACGUUGGCGUCAACAACGAAUAACUGAUAAUGUCAAAUGAGGAGUGAGGGAGGUUGUGGCGGAGGGAAGGGUGGAAAGCAAUGCGGGGGAGGCUUUCGAUUCUCACGCAGGCCGAUUGACGAUUUCAUUUCCUAGAUUCGAUCCCGAUACCCUUCUUUGUACCUCUUAUUUCGGCGGCUGCGUACCCGCCCUUCUAUUCUCUUCUUGUAUCCUACCCACUUUGCAUAUGCGUAAGAACUGCUCAAAAGCUUUUUUUUAAUUCUUCGUCUGGAAAAAUAGACUUGACAUUUUGAGGCGCCCUGAAAUUAUGGGUGUUGGUUGUGUAUUAUCCUCUCCGGGGCUCAGAAUAUAUUCUGAC
This is a messenger RNA of Colletotrichum destructivum, 4669 nucleotides long. RefSeq lists its product as uncharacterized. The transcript is spliced from 2 exons. The record is from RefSeq and is a predicted model, not a curated record. NCBI's taxonomy places the organism in Eukaryota, Fungi, Ascomycota, Sordariomycetes, Glomerellales, Glomerellaceae. Bases 1592 to 4189 code for a protein of 865 amino acids.